This is a messenger RNA of Eimeria acervulina, 300 nucleotides long. RefSeq lists its product as hypothetical. The transcript has a single exon. The record is from RefSeq and is a predicted model, not a curated record. NCBI's taxonomy places the organism in Eukaryota, Apicomplexa, Conoidasida, Eucoccidiorida, Eimeriidae. Bases 1 to 300 code for a protein of 99 amino acids.
AUGACAGCGAUAGCGUUUGCUGCAGCAGCAGCAGCAGCAUGCAGCAGCAGCAUGCAGCAGCAGCAGCAAAAGGGGCAGCAGCACCAGCACGAACAGCAGCAGCAAUUGAGGGGCAGCAGCAGUAGCAACAUCAGCACCGCCAGCAGCGACAGCAACCUUGACAGCAACAGCAGCAUUGGCAGCAACAGCAGCAUUGACAGCAGCAGCAGCAGCAUUGACAGCAGCAGCAGCAGCAGCAGCAGCAGCGAGGUGUACGUACAGACAAACGCCUCUGUUGAUGCUAGACAGCCGCACUUCUGA